GGCUGACCUGGACUCCGUGUUUUUCGUCAUCACAGGACAUUUGCCCUGCAACCCUCUAAUCACAUUUGUGAUGUACUUUCAGGAAGAGCUCACAUCGUCCAUUAAGAAAGACAGGGUAUUUUUCAAAAGCCAAGAAUGGUAGCCCUUACAUGCAAUAUUCUUCCGGUGCUGUGUGGCUGACAUCUAAAGAGAGAGACUAAACUACAAGUUCCAGGCUAUCACAGGAUCUCUACUCCAGUUGGAAGAAGUUUAUUUAACUUCAAACUGGAGUUGGUGGCCAAAUGCGCAGCAGCCAGUCGGCGAUGAGGGCGGGGCCUGGCAGACGCGCCCAAUCAGGAGGCCGAGGGGAUGGGCACUUCCUGUGUCUUGGCAGGCACGUUCCCGCCUGAGUGGAUUGCUGAGCGCCCCGGCGGCGUCACCUCCGUUUCCUUGACUCACACGUACUGCAGGCUGCGUGCAGAGGACCCCAUAGACCCCAAGCCUCGCAAUGGUGAUGUGUGGGACGAGGGCUGGGAUACGCGGGAAUUGUGUGAGCACUGGACUGAAGUACUCAGAAGCUACUGUGUCAACCGAUAGCCUCCCUGCUUAGCCCCAGAACCUAGGAUUCGGUAGAUCUUUGUCGCUGAUUUAUCAUCUGUUCCUGUUUCCGACUGCUCAGUAGGAACAUUUCUGGCUCCCCAGCACGCUGUCCCCACUUUGGCACCAAGCCAGUAUCCAAUCCUGGGCGUCCCCAGCACGACUGUGGCUCUACCAAGCUGACCGGAGCGGUGGUUUGGCGGGAAGCGGGCUCCACCGUCCGCACUGAGAAAGUUAUCACUACAAUUGUUACGGCGGACCUCCGCUCGCAGUGUUGCUACUGCAUAAGCAGAGUUAAUAACCUCACAUUAAAGAAUGAAUUUUCGAACGAACAAAGGACGUUAGGAGAGAUUUUAUUGGAAAUAAGAGUAGCUCCCUGAAUUCCAGGAAGCGCCCCAAGUGGGUGCCCUUGUGGGCGCUCAGUACAGAGUGAGUUAUAAACAAGCAGAGCAGAGCAGUUACUCAGUUCAGUUGUUCAGUGGCCACGUGUUACACAUGGCUCUGAGGCAGUGACCUUUGAGGAUGUGGCUGUGAACUUCACCCCAGAAGAGUGGGCUCUGCUGAAUCCAUCACAGAAGAAGCUCUACAGAGAUGUGAUGUUGGAAACAUUUAGGAACAUGGCUGCUGUAGGAAGAACGUGGGAUAACCAGCAAAUUGGACAAGAGUACAAAAAUUGUUCAAAGACUCUAAGAAAUGAAGUGGGAAAAUGCUAUCAAUAUAAAGCUUGGAAACAACAAGAAUUACGUAUUUGGACUCCAGAUACUCAUGCAGACAUGCGCCAACAUGCUUUAGAGCCAAGUGAAAGCCUUGCUUGUAGGAAGACCAUGAUUGGGCAUUGGAGCCUAAAUGUGCCUAUCAUGGCUCACACUCAACUGAAUCCAGAUGAUUAUUUGGGAUUUGAAGAGAAACUGUAUAAAUGCAGUGGAAAUAGAAAACCCUGCACUGAUACUCAACUCUUUCAGAUCCAUGAAAUGAGAAAACUUGGAGAGAAACGCUGUCAACAUGAGCAUUGUAGGAAAGUCUCCUCUGACCCUAGUGAACCAAGUGACACUAGAGAGAAGAUCUUUUUAGGUAAGAAAAGUAUAAAAGCCUCCAGCAUACCCCAUGAUGUUCAAAUGCAUGAAAGAAAUCAUAGUGGGGAGAAUCAAUAUUUAUUUGAGCAGUGUGGGAAACCUUUCAUUUCUUCAUAUCAUAUUCAAAUACAUGAAAGAAAACAUGUUAAUGGGAAGGCUUAUAUAUCUAAGGCAUAUAUGAAAAUACUGGCUCAUAGUAAUUCCUUUUAUAGACAUAAAAGAAUUCACACUGGGAAGAAACUGUAUGUAUGUAACCAGUGUGGGAAAGCAUUCAUUACACAGAGGUCCUAUAAAACACAUGAGAGUAAUCAUACAGCUGAGAAAUCCUAUGUAGGAAAGCAAUGUAGAAAACAAUUCAGUGAUAAGCCCAAAUAUCGUAGACAUACAAAAUCUCACACUGGGGAGAAACCCUAUGUAUGUAAGCAGUGUGGAAAAUCUUUCAUGCAGAAUGGUAACCUUCGUGUACAUGAAAGAAUUCACACUGGUGAGAAACCCUAUGCAUGUAAGCAAUGUGGAAAGUCUUUCAACCAACGGACUAAUUGUCGUGUACAUGAAAGAAUUCAUACUGGAGAGAAACCCUAUGAAUGUAAGCACUGUGGAAAAAGAUUUACCUACAACUCCAAAUAUCAAAGACAUACAAGAUCCCACACUGGUGAGAAACCCUAUGUAUGUACGCAAUGUGGGAAAGCAUUCGACAGUCGCAGUCAUUGUCAAAGACAUGAAAGAGUUCACAGUGAGGAGAGACAUUAUGUGUGCAAACAGUGUGGGAAAGCAUUCACACAGAAUUAUUUUCACAUACAUGAAAGAAUUCAUACUGGGGAGAAACCCUAUGUAUGUAAGCAAUGUGGAAAGUCUUUCAACCAACAGUCUAAUUGUCGUGUACAUGAAAGAAUUCACACUGGAGAGAAACCCUAUGAAUGUAAGCACUGUGGAAAAGGGUUUGCUGAUAAGUCCACAUUAUCUAGGCACAGAAGAUCCCACACUGGAGAGAAGCCCUAUGCAUGUAAGCAGUGUGGGAAAGCGUUCAGUACACUCAGUCACUGUCGAAGACAUGAAAGUAUUCACAGUGGAAAUAGACACAGGAAAACCUACGUGUGUGAACAAUGUGGGAAAACAUACACUAGACAAAAAUUUUUUCACAUACAUGCAAGAAGUCACACUGAAGAAAAGCUGUGAAUCAGUAAUGUGAGGAAUCUUCAGCCAACAGAAUACUUGUCAAAGACGUGAAGGAAUCCACUCAGAAGAAACCCUAUGUAUGAAAGGAAUGUGAGGAAACAUUCAGUACUGACAAGUGCCCUCAGGUGCUGGGAAUUUAACUCAGCGGCAUAAGCACCUGCCUUGCAAGCAGGCGGCCGUGAGUUCGAUCCAUGGUACCGGUAAAAAUGGAAAUGAAAAAGACAAAAAAAGAACAGAAAAGUGCCCUCAAAUACAUGAAGAUGGCAUACUGGGGCAAACCAUAUAUGUGAAGGCAGAGUGAGAAAGAUGAGAUGCACUCACACUGCAAUAAAUUUAUGAUGGUAAGAUGUGUGUGAAAACACAAUGCUAUCAUUUAAAUGGUUGAAUAAAGUCACACUGGGCGGAAAGCCUGAAGUUAGCAAUAAAGGAAAGAUUUUAGCAUAUUUGGGUACUGUCAAAAACAUGAAGUCACACUGGAGAGAAAUUCCAUGCAAGCCUAUUUUGAAUAUCCUAUGAAAACUACUCAUACAUUGAUUGGCUUUUUUUUUUUUUUUUCUUGUCUUUUGAGAGGGGGGUCUCAAUAUGGACUUCAGACUGGCCUUUACCUCACUUUGUAGCUCAGGCUGGUCUUGAACUCGCAAUGAUCCUCCUGCCUCAGUUUCCCCAGUGCUGGGAUUACAGGUGUGUACUACCACAUCCAUCUUAUGUAAUGGAGACCUGUAGAAAUAAUGUAAACAUUUUGUUGUCAAUAUUUUCUUAAUAAAAUUCAAGAAAAUACACUCCAUAAAAGAGAUACCCUAAAGUGUAUUCAUUCUCUGUUUCUCAGUAAAUUACUGAUGGGCAGGAGAUUUAUGCUCCGAGCGGAGCAUAAGCGCCUGCGUAGCAAGCACAAGAUCAUAUGUUAGAUCCCCAGUACCAACAAAAAAAGUAAAUUACUUGUUUAGGUAUUUGGGGUCUCUAAUAUAAUAAAAUUGAGUUGACGCAAUCAUAUUUUUGUUUAUGCCAGUGUUUUUGCAUUUUACAGUGUCUUUAUUUAAACUAGGUGAAUUUAAAUAUAGUUUUCACUUCCAAAUACGAUUAGUAUUUAUGUAGUAAUUAUUUUGCUUUGUUUUUACAGUUGGGAGAAAUAGACCACUAAAAGUAAAUUUUAAUUGGGUUUCCAUUGUUGGGAAUGGUCUACUAGCCUUGAUUUAAUUUUUGUUUUUGCAUAUAUUCCAUAUCCUGUAUAAAAAAACUAUUUUUGAACUUGAUGUUAUAUUUGAUGGAGAGAUUGUGACCAUGCUUUUGACAGAUACCAGUUUUCAUAAAACUCGUGUAUUAUCCUCACAAGACACCUGCAUAUAUCCCAGCAUAAUAGUGUAUUAUAUCAAGUACACAAUUUUGCUUAGUUUGCCUCGAUGUUGGAGUGAAUAUUAUAUCUUAUAUAAAAUUUUACAUUUUCUUACCAAAAGUUUACUUUUCAUGCUUCUCUUACGAUGACUUUUAAUCUUGUGAUAAUUUUUCCAACACUUUUACCAUAAAAUAAAGCAUGCUGCUGUGAGUUUCUGAUGCUAGAGAUCAGCAGAAACAUUGUCUACAAGUGGAUAUCACAAGUUACAGUAAUCUCUUGUCAACAGUGAAGUUUUUUGGGAAGAAUAUAGGUUUUUGGAAGAAUAAUUAUUAUUGGCUAUGUUAAGGCAAAUUCCUUUAUUCUAUUACUUAUGCUGGCAAUGCUACUGAUUUUGGUAAUUGGUUUAACAAGAAGAUUAAAUAAUGCCAUGAAGGAAAAUCCAGUCAGUUUAAUAAAAAGAGGAAGUGUACUAA
Molecule: messenger RNA, 4628 nt
Organism: Cavia porcellus (domestic guinea pig)
Lineage: Eukaryota; Metazoa; Chordata; Mammalia; Rodentia; Caviidae
Product: zinc finger protein OZF-like
Exons: 4
Coding region: 1173-2825 (550 amino acids)
Biological process (GO): regulation of transcription by RNA polymerase II
Cellular component (GO): nucleoplasm
Molecular function (GO): RNA polymerase II cis-regulatory region sequence-specific DNA binding; DNA-binding transcription repressor activity, RNA polymerase II-specific
Source: RefSeq, a predicted model, not a curated record